This is a messenger RNA of Cooperia oncophora, 276 nucleotides long. The record is from the annotation of a GenBank genome assembly. Lineage: Eukaryota; Metazoa; Nematoda; Chromadorea; Rhabditida; Trichostrongylidae.
AUGGAGCUGAAGUGGGAAUUUGAAGAAGGUCAACAGGUAUUCAAAGUUACCAACAACACAAAAGUCCUGGUCGCAACGGCGGUAAACCAAUUUUUGUUGAUUACCGGCGGUCCUAACUAUUGCUCUGUGGUGCGAUCUAAAGGACCAUUGAAAAAGGACAAAUUAGUACUUUGCUCCAAACAGGUGUCGGCUGACGACAAAGAUGCUGCGGAAGUUUUCAAAACAGGAGUUCCAAAUGUUGAUGUUAUCAAGAUGGAUCAGCGCAUCAGAGUUUAA